Messenger RNA from Alternaria infectoria, 666 nucleotides. RefSeq lists its product as uncharacterized. The transcript has a single exon. The record is from RefSeq and is a predicted model, not a curated record. The coding region runs from base 1 to 666 and encodes 221 amino acids. Lineage: Eukaryota; Fungi; Ascomycota; Dothideomycetes; Pleosporales; Pleosporaceae.
AUGGCGCUUACGAAGGACCAACUUCUCGAACUCCACCGGAAGGCCACCCGACUGCUCGAGAUCAAGCUCGCGCGUGUUCCCAGGCGCAUCUUCACAUUCGGUAGUCGCCCUACUAUCCACGAGUACUACACCAAGGCACCUACCAUCUACGUCCCGAGUAUACCAGAGCAGUACCAGCUGGAAUAUCUACUUGCCAACUACAACGCGGUUCUGGCCGCCGAUUUCAAAGCCAUCAAGACGCCAGGCGUAGACAUCGACGCCGUCAAAGCGAUAUGGUACUGGCAAAUCGACAAGUCGCACUCUUUCAGUCGUUACCACGCUGUCGUCCGAUAUGAUAUCCUGACCGCCGUCAUCGUAGGCGCGUCAAAAGACCCAGGUGCAUACUGCCCCGGAUCAGCGCAACAAUUCAUCCACGCCUUUGUUCUUGCGUGGAAAGAAGCAGUGUCGCAAUCAACUUCUUUCACCGAACGGGAGGCCUUCUUGAAGCUGUGGGCAGGAGGGGAUCAUGAUGUGAUGCAAUGGCGCUCAUGGCAGCUCGUCGCCAUGCGUCGGGCUGUUGCGCAGAUGAUGAAGAAGGUGCCUGAGCUCCCUUUCCCUGCUAGUGAGCUCUGGGACAAGGUCCAACAGCAGCCUGAAGUCGAGUGGAAGAGGCAUGGACAUGCGUAG